This is a messenger RNA of Sphenostylis stenocarpa, 771 nucleotides long. NCBI's taxonomy places the organism in Eukaryota, Viridiplantae, Streptophyta, Magnoliopsida, Fabales, Fabaceae. The record is from the annotation of a GenBank genome assembly.
AUGGAUAUCUUCGACGAUGAUCACGACCACCACAUCCCAUAUGUUCCAACCCGCGACGAAUCAAACAACAGCAACGUCAAAAUAUUGUUCAUAUCCAUGGUUUCCUUCAUAGUUGUCUUGUUCCUCGUCUUCUCCCUCUAUGUCUACGCACGCUGCCUCCUAAAGCGCCGAUCUCGCCACCGCGCCGCCGUUCACCGACUCACCCUAGCAGCCCUUCAUGUCUCUGACGUCGACUCUGCACGUAGCAGGGUCGAACCAUCAAACACAGGACUCGAUCCUGCAAUAAUAGCCUCGCUGCCAACCUUUCCCGUCAAAGCAAAGGUUCUGAAAGAUAGUGGUGGCGGUAAUGAUAAUCUUGAUGCUUCAUUGAUAAGGGAGUGUGUUGUGUGCUUAAAUGCCCUAGAAGGUGAAGAAAAAGUCAAGUUACUACCAAACUGUAAACACUUUUUUCAUAUAAGUUGUAUCGACACAUGGCUUGGUUCUCACUCCACGUGUCCUCUCUGUCGAGCAGAGGUUAAACCUCGACUCGAACCACAUGAUCGUGAAGGUCCUGCUUCUCUUGCUCUUGAUGAUGCACCUCUUAUAUUUGAUGGUGCUGAUAGUAACAGUAACAAUAAUGAUAAUGGUGAGUCUUUGAAAAAUAGUGGUUCUAAUUCACGGUUGAGUUCGUUUAAAAGGAUGCUUAGUAGGGAAAGAUCUUCCAGAAGAGUCCAACCACAUGGCCACGAUGAUGCAGACGGUGGUGUUGAUCAUGAUUUGGAGAGGCAAUGA